AUGGGCCUCUCGGCUGACCACGUGUGGCUGAACAAGUCACUUUUCGACCAGGCAGAGAGUGCCUACCGCCAGAGGCUGGCAGAUGUGGCUGCCCAGGCAGCCUGGCCUCCUGCCUUGGCCCCUUGGGGUCCCUGCACCCAUGGAAGCCAGGUGGCCUGCCCCCAUGUGACGUGGGGGAUCUGGGUCAACAAGUCUGCCUUCGACCAGGCUGAGCAGGCAUUCGUGGAAUGGUCUCAGGCCCUGUUGCUGGCCCCCGAGGGCGGCCACAGGGAAGAGACUCCUGACAUAGGCCAGGAGGUGGCUGUCUCCCACCUGGCCCACCAGCCCAGCCCACCAGUCAAUGGCCAGCCCCCACUGGGCAGCCUACAGGCACUGGUUCGGGAGGUGUGGCUGGAGAAGCCCCGGUAUGAUGCGGCCGAGAGGGGCUUCUACGAGGCCCUGUUUGAUGGCCAUCCCCCUGGGAAGGUGCGCCUGCAAGAGCCAGCCGGCCAGGCCGAGGGUGCCCGGCGGGGCCGCCGAGACCGGCGGGGCCGCAGUGCCUUAGGGAACAAGAGGGCCGUGCCGCGACGGGCCGAUGGGGGGGCCCCCUCUGCCUUGCCCUACUGUUACUUCCUGCAGAAGGACGCAGAGGCCCGGCUCAGCAAGCCCACCUAUGACAGCGCCGAGUGUCGCCACCAUGCCGCCGAGGCCCUGCGCGUGGCCUGGCGUCUUGAAGCUGCCUCCCUGUCUCGCCGACCCAGUCCUCGGUCUGGCCCAUCCAUGUCCAGCCUGAGACCCAAGUAGGAGAAAUGUGCCGGGUGGGCACCCAGCCUGGGCUAUGGGCAGAGGGACAGCCAUCCCAGGCUGGGGCUCCUCCGGCUCCUUCCCAUGCCCACCUGGGGUGGGGGCUCCCCAAGACCUGUGGGCCCAGCUGAGUAGAAUGCAGGAGCAGGCUGAGCCAGGGUUAUGCUGUGCUUGGGGUCACAAAACUCUGGGCCGCUGGGUGGGGGUAGGGAUCGUGUCAGCACAGGACAGACUGGGCCUCACUCAGGGUCCCUCCCCUCUUUGGCUGGGAAACCCCCCAGUCCUCUGUGGCUGACGCAAUGCCAGGACUGAGAAGAUGGGAUGACCCAUGUGGGAGGGAAGCAUUGAAGCUGGUUUCUGGCUCCAGCACUCCCCUGGGAUGAGAUGUAGGAGCCAGUGUGUCCCUGCUUGCCCGUCCUGUGCACCCCCAGCUUCCCUUGUCAUCUGUAACUGCCUCCGAGGGAAGGUGGCAGCGUUUCAGCUACACGGGUGCAU
Messenger RNA from Saimiri boliviensis boliviensis (Bolivian squirrel monkey), 1278 nucleotides. The record is from RefSeq and is a predicted model, not a curated record. Lineage: Eukaryota; Metazoa; Chordata; Mammalia; Primates; Cebidae.